CCCUUUCGUAUUCCAGAUAAUUGAACACGAACAAUUUAGAUCAAAAUUCAUUCGAAAAUCACUAGAAUCCUAAUAAUUGAUGAUUAGUAAAAUCAAAUUAAAUCGAAAGGAAAUGGACACCCACCCAUCGCAAUUGACGGCGCCACUGCGCUCACGAAAUUCACAGUCGCCGUCGCCGUCGCACUCUGCGUCAGCUUCCGCCACGUCUUCGAUCCGCAAGCGAAAGCUGGCGCAUGAUGACCACGCGCCCCCAUUCCCCUCACCGUUUUCCGAUACGCGUGAUGGCGCUCUAACAUCUAACGACGACCUGGAUAGCAUCAGCGCCCGCGGAGCCGACUCGGACUCCGAUGACCAAUCGGAAGAGGUCGUCGACGAGGAGUAUGAUGACUCUUCAAUGCGCAACUUCACCACCUCUCGGCUGGAAAACAGUGGCCCCACUGCUGUGGCAGCUAGGAACUCGAAGCUCAAGACUGAGAAUUCAGUGAAAGUUGAGCCUGCUGAUGUGACAAAAGAUGGCGGGACUAAUAACAAUAGUUUUGUCGGAAAUUCUGGGGUCCCUGGGAUCGUAGUGAAGGAAGAUACUGCGAAGAGUAUUUUUACGGAAAAUAUACAGACUAGUGGAGCUUACACUUCAAGGGAGGAGAGUUUGAAGAGAGAGGAACAAACAGGAAAGCUGAAAUUCGUCAGUGUCUCAAACGAUGAUAUUGAUGAGCAUAUGGUUUGGUUGAUAGGAUUGAAAAACAUUUUUGCUAGGCAACUACCUAAUAUGCCCAGGGAGUACAUUGUUCGCCUAGUAAUGGACAGGAAUCAUAAAUCUGUAAUGGUCAUCAGACGUAAUCAGGUUGUCGGUGGUAUAACUUACAGGCCCUAUAUCAGCCAAAGAUUCGGGGAGAUAGCUUUUUGUGCGAUCACUGCAGAUGAACAAGUUAAGGGCUAUGGCACCCGGCUGAUGAAUCACUUAAAGCAGCAUGCACGUGAUGUGGAUGGCCUAACACAUUUUCUUACAUAUGCUGACAAUAAUGCCGUUGGUUACUUUGUCAAGCAGGGCUUCACAAAAGAGAUUUACAUGGAGAGGGAGAGAUGGCAUGGCUAUAUUAAAGAUUAUGAUGGAGGGAUUCUCAUGGAAUGUAAAAUUGAUCCAAAGCUUCCAUAUACUGAUUUAUCAACCAUGAUACGUCGUCAAAGGCAGGCAAUUGAUGAAAAGAUUAGAGAGCUCUCAAAUUGUCACAUUGUUUACCCUGGAAUUGAUUUUCAGAAGAAAGAAGUCGGUAUUCCCAAAAAAACCAUUAAAGUUGAUGAUAUUCCUGGUUUAAGGGAGGCUGGAUGGACACCUGAUCAGUACGGUUAUUCUCGGUUUAAAACAAUAAAUUUAUCAUCUGAUGGUGCCUCACAUCAGAAAUCAUUGGUUGCAUUCAUGCGGUCACUUGUGAAGGCAAUGCACGAUCAUCCCGAUGCUUGGCCAUUCAAAGAACCAGUCGAUGCGCGUGAUGUGCCUGAUUACUAUGACAUCAUUAAAGAUCCAAUGGAUCUGAAAACAUUGUCAAAGAGGGUAGAGUCCGAGCAGUAUUAUGUGACUCUUGAUAUGUUUGUCGCAGAUGUGCGGAGAAUGUUUGCUAAUGCGCGGACCUACAACUCCCCUGAUACAAUUUAUUAUAAAUGUUCGACCAGGUUGGAAGCACAUUUCUCGAACAAAGUUCAAGCUGGUCUCCAAUCCAGCAUCAAGAUUCAGCCUUAAGUGGUUCCUGCAUAAAUAGUAAAACUUAAGAAAUGCAGUAACCCAGAUAGCGCUUAUUUAUGAGUUAAACUAGUUGUAUGUUGAUUGUGUACAACUAGUUCGACAGAUGCAUGCUUAUCCAUUGAUUCAAUGGACAAAUGCACGCCACGCAUAUAUCCGUUAAUCUGUCUGUACAAAAUCAAUGUACAUGUAGCAGAAUUGUUUAUUUAUUAUAAAUGUGUCAAUUAUUAGUCCAGUUAAUUAACGGUAGUUAGAGCAUGUUUGAGUUCGACUACUAUAAACAUUUGGAGCCCGACACCAACAGUUGUACAUUAUUUCAUUAAUCGCACAGCAAUAGUUCUUGCUGUAACAUAGGGGAGAGAAAUUUGAAAUCUACGGAAAUUUUUGAAUAUCAA
Olea europaea var. sylvestris is the source of this 2130-nucleotide messenger RNA. Its product is annotated as histone acetyltransferase GCN5. The transcript has 13 exons. Gene Ontology annotation, biological process: chromatin remodeling; positive regulation of transcription by RNA polymerase II. NCBI's taxonomy places the organism in Eukaryota, Viridiplantae, Streptophyta, Magnoliopsida, Lamiales, Oleaceae. Gene Ontology annotation, cellular component: histone acetyltransferase complex. The record is from RefSeq and is a predicted model, not a curated record. The coding region runs from base 80 to 1735 and encodes 551 amino acids. Gene Ontology annotation, molecular function: histone H3 acetyltransferase activity; protein binding.